Cheilinus undulatus (humphead wrasse) is the source of this 1007-nucleotide messenger RNA. RefSeq lists its product as uncharacterized. The record is from RefSeq and is a predicted model, not a curated record. Bases 7 to 933 code for a protein of 308 amino acids. NCBI's taxonomy places the organism in Eukaryota, Metazoa, Chordata, Actinopteri, Labriformes, Labridae. The transcript has 8 exons.
ACUACAAUGACUUUUCCAACUGAUAAAUAUUUGCUUUUGCAGCCAGAAAGUGGUGGAGGUCAGCACUGUCAGGAAAGUGGUGAAAGUGGCUUCUCCUCUGCUGUGGAGUAUUCAUUUGAUGACACUGAUGUGGAGAAAUGCAGCAGUGUUCGAGUGAUUCCUAAAGAGGAACUAGACAUUGAGUUCUGUGGAGUGGCGGGAAAACUCUGCUCUAAACCUGCGUCUGCUGAGGAGAGCCACCCUGAACCGUCCCCUGAACCUCAAAAAAACUCUACUCCACCAGAUGCCUCAUCGAUGAUGAUGAGAGAGACGAGCACAGAACAGGAAAUGGUCACCACUCCUUUCAUUUUUGGUGAGAAGCUUGUGCAGGGAACAAAACCCAGCCUCAGGGACAUCAAAAUGGGGGCCAAACCAAAAUGUCCACUGCCGGGUCCUCGUAGACAAAGAAACCUCAACCGACGCAAGAGAACUGCUGCUACUUCUACUGGGAAGAAUCGCAAAUGUUACCUUCUUUGGUUGAUGGCAGCUUCUAUUUUCAUCCACAGGGCUGAUGCAGUGAAGUGUUUCACCUGCAUGGACAAAGUCAACUGUCCAAACCUGUUCACCAUAUACAGCACAAAAAACAUUCCUCUGUACCAACGGGAGCUCAAUGAAAAACUCCCAGCAUGUUGUGGUGUCUCCCCACCUACUGGCAAUGAGAGCUGCACUGUUUGCAAGGACCCAUUCGACAUCCAAAUCCUCUGCACCGAUGAUGUUGACGAGGUGGAGGUGGAAACACUUGAAUAUCCCAUCAAGAACAUCACCCCUGUCUGUUCAGGCACUCAGCAGGAGACUCAUCAUGGCCGUGGACACUAUGGAUUGAUUGCAGCCUUUGCUCUCUUUGCUUUUGUUCUGGUGGUGCUGAUGGUGGUGUUGCUGAACCACUGUGGCUGAUAAUGGUGAGCAGUGGAGGGUAUGACCAAGAAGACAGUAGUUUGCAGAGACCAUUUUUAGCUGACAAAUGAUAC